This is a messenger RNA of Penicillium riverlandense, 411 nucleotides long. Its product is annotated as putative GPI anchored protein. Lineage: Eukaryota; Fungi; Ascomycota; Eurotiomycetes; Eurotiales; Aspergillaceae. Gene Ontology annotation, biological process: fungal-type cell wall organization. The record is from RefSeq and is a predicted model, not a curated record. The coding region runs from base 1 to 411 and encodes 136 amino acids. Gene Ontology annotation, molecular function: structural constituent of cell wall. Gene Ontology annotation, cellular component: fungal-type cell wall. The transcript has 2 exons.
AUGCGCUUCUCGAUCGCCGCUCUUGCUACCCUGGCCAUGGGUGUUGCUGCUACUGAGUACACCACCGAGGUCGUCACCCAGUACACCACCUACUGCCCGGAGGCCACCUCCAUUGUGCACGGCAGCCACACCUACUCCGUGUCGACUCCCGGUCAUAUCACCAUGUCGCACGGUCCUUACACUGUCACUCGUCCUAUGAUCACCCAGACCAUCACCGAGUGCAGCAAGUGCACCUCCACCGCCCCCGCUGUGCCCCCGGCCUCGACUCCCCUGGUCCCCAGCAGCGCCGGUGCGACCACCCCUGGCUCGGGUCCCGCCCCGACCCAGACCCCCUACAACGCCGCCUCGCGCGCCACUGGUGCCGGUGCCGGCCUGGCUGCCGUCUUCGGUGCUGCUGCUCUCCUGCUUUAA